Messenger RNA from Vicia villosa (hairy vetch), 1599 nucleotides. RefSeq lists its product as uncharacterized. Bases 1 to 1599 code for a protein of 532 amino acids. NCBI's taxonomy places the organism in Eukaryota, Viridiplantae, Streptophyta, Magnoliopsida, Fabales, Fabaceae. The record is from RefSeq and is a predicted model, not a curated record. The transcript has 2 exons.
AUGGCUCCUCCAUUGAAGACUGGUAGUCGCAACAUCUCCUACACAUUUCUAAAUCCGAAUCUGGAAUCUCUCGACUGUUUGGUUAAGAAGAUCACGCCGGAUGAAACAACCAGAUUCCGUGAAAAGUAUGGGUAUAUUCUGAGUCUUCUCAAGAUGCCAUUCACCAAAUACGAGCAAGAAGGAGUUCAUACCUUGCUUCAGUUCUACAACCCUUCUCUCCGUUGCUUCACGUUCCCUGACUACCUUCUGGUUCCUACGUUGGAGGAAUAUUCUCUUUUUCUUGGUGUUCCGAUCAAGAAGGGAGAAGUUCCAUACUAUAGCACCAUGGAGGCUCCCACUUCUAUUGAAAUCUCCAAGGCUCUUUAUUUGAGCAAGUCAGUUGUUGAUGCAAAUCUCUCCGAGAGAGGAAGAUCUCAGGGUUUUCAUAUGGAGUUCCUCGUCAAAAGAGGGUGUGAUGCUGCUGAAGCGAAAGAAUGGGACACUUUUAGGGCUAUCCUGGCUCUAAGUAUCUAUGGUAUCCUAAUGUUCCCGAACGUGCCUGAUUUUGUUGACAUGAGUGCAAUCCAUUUGUUCAUUCUGCAGAAUCCUGUUCCUACACUCUUGGGGGAUGUUUAUCAUUCAGUUCAUCAAAAGAACCGUCAAAAGAAGGGUUUGGUCAGAUGUUUUGCUCCUUUACUAUACCGUUGGUUCAGAUCACAUUUGCCUGAACGUGGAGCUUUCGUUGAUAGUAGGCACACCUCUAAAUGGGCUGAGAGGAUUAUGGGACUUAGAGCCAAAGACAUUGUGUGGUAUAACAGAUCUUUGGAAGACAAGGAAGUUAUCAUGAGUUGUGGAAAGUUCAACAAUGUGCCCCUCAUGGGUGUCAGAGGUGGGAUCAAUUAUAAUCCCGUCUUGGCUAGGAGAACUUAUGGAUAUGCUUUCGUCAAUCCUCCUGAGCAAUCCGAGAUAGCUGAGAACAUUUUUUAUCAUGUGGUCACCGACAAUGGGCAGAUGGCAGAAGCUAUACAAGCUUGGAAGAAUAUUUGUUGGAGAGACAAGAAGCAUUUUGGUCAAAGGGACUGUGCAACUUAUGAAGACUAUACUAAGUGGGUCGAAACUGUGGCUAAUACCCAAGGGAUGCCUUUCCCUAUUAAGGAUCCUUUGUACCCUCCUGUUGGCGCACAACCCAACAUUGUCUCCAUGCCUCAGAAGAAGCUGAAAGAACAUUACGAGACUCAGUUGGCAGAUUUGACUAAAAGACUCCAGAUUCAGACUGAAAAUGCCAAUUCAGAGAAGACUCGUCGAAAGAAAGCAGACAAACUCUUGUUGGAUCGUCAGAAUACCAUAGAGAAGUGUUAUGAAGAGAUCAGAAAGCUGAAAGGCCAGAUAAGAGAAAAAGACCAAGAUAAUGUCCAAGUUCAAGAGGAAGCUAGGUAUUGGGAGGUGAAGAAUCGCAACAUGGAAACAAUGCAUUUCAGAAAAGACCUGCUGAUUCAAGAGAUCAUUAAGAGGCCCACCCGUGCUGAGACCAAGAAGCUCUUUGAAGAAAUGAAGACUUGGAGUGAUAAGCACAUUGGAGAUAGCCCUCUUCGCCAUUUGGACAUGGGAGAUCCUGCUUGA